CUGGCCUGUCCCCGCAGGGCUUGGAGGCCUCUCCCGGCAGGAGCGCUCACGGCGCUCGGUGUCCGGACAGGUGUCCGUCUCUCUUUGCCUGCCGGAGCGACGGCUGUGCCAGACUUUGCAGCAGAUGGGACCCAGGUGCCAAUGCUUCCUGCUCUGGUCCAUGCUGUUCCUGCUGCCUAGAAAUUUAGCACUGCUAGAAACUGAUGGAGGCUGGCUGACGCAGAGACACCCGGCCCUGCCGGAGGGAGACAGCUGCACGGUGGAGCGGCGGGAUGCCUCUCUCACCUACUCUCAGUUCCUUCAGCGGUAUGCCUUCUCUCGGCCUGUGAUACUCCGAGGGAUAACAGACAACUCGGAGUUCCAGGCUCAGUGCACCAAGCGCAAGCUGCUCGCCGCCUUCGGGGACCGGCAGGUCCGUCUCAGCACCGCGAACACCUACUCGUACCGCAAAGUUGACCUGCCCUUCCAGGAGUACGUGGACCAGUUCCUAGAGCCACAGGACCCGGAUUCGCUGGGGAGCGAAACACUCUACUUCUUUGGGAACAACAACUUCACCGAGUGGGGCCCUCUCUUCCAGAGAUACACCCCGCCACCAUUCCGGAUCCCUGGCAUGACUGUAGCGUACAGCUUUGGGAUUGCUGGCUCCGGCUCCGGGGUGCCCUUCCACUGGCACGGCCCUGGCUUCUCGGAGGUGAUCUUCGGCAGGAAGCGCUGGUUUCUGUAUCCCCCGGAGAAGACGCCAGAGUUCCACCCCAACAGAACCACGCUGUCCUGGCUGCUGCAUACCUACCCGUUGCUGCCACCCUGGGAGCGGCCCGUGGAAUGCACCAUCCACCCCGGAGAAGUCCUGUACUUCCCAGAUCGCUGGUGGCAUGCUACCCUCAAUUUGGACACUAGUGUUUUUAUCUCCACAUUCCUGGGUUAGCAGUUCUGUGUGGUGCCUUCUCCUCAGAAUUCCUGCCAUUCAACGUGCGACUGCGUACAAAGAAACUGGAUUUCUUUUCACAAGCAGAUGUCUGCGGCCAGCCUAGCCCUGAUGGAGCUGUCUCAGUCUCUUGUAAGCAUAUCCUAAAAUUAGGGGAGAAGGCGAGUCACCCUCUGCCGGUGGGCCUCUGGCCGUUUUGAUGGAGAGGCGUACCGUUCCCUGGCAUUCAGAACAGACCUUGAUCCACACUUAAUGUAGGUUUGUUACAGCCGAAGUGAAAAGACCCAGAGGGUGCACUCCCGCUGUGGCAGUAGAAAUGCAAAGCUGGUUGGUGGCCACCCUGGCCAUUUUGCGGCAGGCUUCACUCUCUGCCCGGUGUCUUAAGUGGUGAGGCUGGUGUGAUCUGCACCGGUUAAGGCGCUGUCCUUUGACCCGCACAGCCUGCCUCUCCUGGACGCCUAUUCCGUGCACGUGCUUGUUCCACCUGCUUUUCAGAUGCUUGGCAAAGACCUGGGCCUGCACCAGGUUCAUAAUUUGACCCUUGAAAAAGCACUCCAGGUGGUGAUUGGGAAACGCACCCCUUAAUUACUGCUGCUGCUCACCCAGAAUUAUAGCUGCCUCACUUCCCAGAGGGGCAUCUGCAGGGACGAAGGCAAGAUCUUCCCGGGCUGCCGGUGGCCAUUCUGCAAAAACAGCUCACCCUUUAGGAACAGCGACAAACCUGGGUUUGCAUACCAGGAAGGGCACCCAGCUUCCUUCCACAUCAAGUAUGUUGAUGAAAGAGUUGAGAACUGGAGAGGCUGCUCUUUGGGUGGAAAUAAGCUGUCUGUUUACAAGUUAUCACUUGUUAGUAAGGCUUGUGGCUGGCUGCGACAUGCCCGUUUUCAUCUGGGGUUGGCAGCUUUGCAACAGGCCCUGCGCCUGGCCUGGCCUGGCAUGUGGCUGUGUGCAAUUGUUGCUGUCUUGUGUGUGCAGUCACUCCUCCUCCAUGUCUCCUUCUGCCAAAUUCACUAGCUCCAUUUUGGAAACCAGGCCCACCUGAGACAUAGCAGAGCCUGUUCAUCAAAACGCUAGUGGCCAAGAUGCUCAUCUUUAAACCAAAGCCCGAUUUUACAUUUCCUUCCUCUGGGUCCAUCCACCUUGCCCAUCCCGUCUUGCCCUGCAGGCUCAGUUUCAUGUCCAAGCAUUCAUGGAACCAUCCUACGGAUGCUAAUGGAAUAGCCAUACCCAAGCGCAUGACGAAGGGUGGGCCAGGGGGUCUCCCCCACCUUUUCGCUGGGCCGGUUCCAAGGCUGUGGGAGGAAGCCGCUUUGGGUCCUGCUGACCCAAGACCUCCCUCGAUCGACCCUCUGCCCCCAGCGGGCAAGCAGCCGCUUCCAGUAAGGCUGCCCCUCUCCCCACCUGCUGAGAAGAAUAUGGGCCCAACUCCUCUGCCUCCUGGGACACCUCUCAGGGACUAUACGAUUCUGCACUUGCGGUGAGGUUUUUCAAGCCCCACUCAUUUUGCUCCUAGCCCUUCUUGGAUUGCCAAGCUCCAAGCCAGCCAGAAAAGAUAGAGCAAAGGCGUCUGCUGUCUCAAUGAGACACUUGUCGGGUAGAGUAGAAGCUGCAUCCCCGGUCUGCUGAGAACAGCGCUGGGAGCAAGAGCUUGCAAGGUGAGCAUGAGCCGCAAGGUCUCAGGCGGUCACGUUUCAUGGCGGUGGUCAGGGCUCGAGUCUGACGGGAAGAUACACGCAGGGGACCAGAAAAGCAGAACGGGACCAGUUUCUAGGCGCUGUUUGGAAUGCAGGCCCUAGGCCACACUUGGUUGUAGCUGUACUGUUACUCACAAUAGAUAUUAAUUUUUGAAUUAAAAUUUAUUUAAAGAAAAA
Varanus komodoensis (Komodo dragon) is the source of this 2796-nucleotide messenger RNA. It is a transcript of the gene JMJD8, whose product is annotated as jumonji domain containing 8. Lineage: Eukaryota; Metazoa; Chordata; Lepidosauria; Squamata; Varanidae. Gene Ontology annotation, cellular component: cytoplasm. Bases 125 to 925 code for a protein of 266 amino acids. The record is from RefSeq and is a predicted model, not a curated record. The transcript is spliced from 10 exons.